Molecule: messenger RNA, 2551 nt
Organism: Jatropha curcas
Lineage: Eukaryota; Viridiplantae; Streptophyta; Magnoliopsida; Malpighiales; Euphorbiaceae
Product: protein INVOLVED IN DE NOVO 2
Biological process (GO): gene silencing by siRNA-directed DNA methylation
Source: RefSeq, a predicted model, not a curated record
AGGUUCCUUUGUCAGCUUCUUCAGGGACCAAACACCUCCACUGUCUCCAAAGCCCCAAAUUCUUCGUCUUCAAAACCUCUCAAAGCCCUCUAUUCUCCACCGAUUCUAUCAUAGAUGUUCACAGUCUCACAAUCUCGAGCUCCGAUUAGUUAAACGACGACGGUUUCUGCUUGGCUUGCAUUUUUUAUCUGGAAUUGGAACAAGAGCUUGAUGGAUUACAGUUCAGAUGAGGACACGGAUGUGAGUGAUUCUGAAAUGGAAGAGUAUGAAGCUCAAUCCUAUGAAGAACUGAAGAAUGGAACCCGCAGCGUGAAAAUUUCCGAUGAGAUUUUUAGUUGUCCUUAUUGCCCCAAGAAGAGAAAGCGAGAUUACCUAUACAAGGAUCUCCUCCAACAUGCUGUUGGGGUGGGCAAGAGUCCCUCAAAUAAACGAUCUGCUAAGGAGAAGGCAAAUCACCUGGCACUAGUUAAGUACUUGGAAAAGGAUCUAGGAGCUACAGGCAGUCCAUCAGAACCAAAAAGUGACACUGACCCUCUUAGUGAAUGUGAUCAUUAUGAGAAACUUGUGUGGCCUUGGACAGGCAUUGUGGUUAAUCUUCCAACUACAAGGACCGACGAUGGACGGUUUGUAGGAGCAAGUGGAUCCAAGUUUAGGGAUGAGUUGAUAAGUAGAGGGUUUAAUCCCACGAGAGUUCAUCCGCUAUGGAAUUAUCGUGGGCAUUCUGGAAGUGCUGUUGUGGAAUUCCGUAAAGAUUGGCCUGGUUUACAUAAUGCCCUUUCAUUUGAGAAGGCAUAUGAGGCCGAUCAUCACGGAAAGAAAGAAUGGUUUACCGGUGGAGAAAAAUCUGGUGUCUACUGUUGGGUUGCACGUGCUGAUGAUUACAAGGCAGAUAAUAUAAUCGGAGAACAUUUGCGGAAGAUUGGAGACCUUAAAACUGUUUCUGAAAUCAUGGAGGAAGAAGCCAGAAAGCAGGACAAACUGAUAUCCAAUCUCAAUAACAUCAUUGAGAUUAAAAAUAAACACUUACAAGAAAUGGAGGAAAAGUGUAGUGAGACUACAGUCUCCCUUCAAAAGUUGAUGGGAGAGAAAGAUAGGCUUCUUCAAGCCUACAAUGAAGAAAUAAAAAAAAUUCAAAUGAGUGCAAGGGAGCACUUCCAAAAGAUAUUCAAUGACCAUGAAAAGCUUAAGUUGCAACUAGAAUCUCAGAAAAGAGAGCUUGAGAUGCGUGGGUCAGAACUGGAACAACGUGAGGCCAGGAAUGAAAGUGAUAGAAGGCUGCUCUCUGAAGAAAUUGAGAAGAAUGCUAUCAGAAAUAGCUCACUUCAGUUGGCUUCUUUGGAGCAACAAAAGGCUGAUGAGAGUGUGUUGAAAUUGGCUGAAGAUCAGAAGCGGCAAAAAGAGGAACUGCACAACAGAAUCAUUCAAUUGGAAAAACAGCUGGAUGCCAAGCAAGCUCUAGAAUUGGAAAUAGAGAGACUCAGAGGCUCCUUGAAUGUGAUAAAGCACAUGGGAGAUGAUGGUGAUGCGGAAGUUUUGAAAAAGAUGGAUACAAUAAUUCAAAAUUUGAGAGAAAAGGAAGGAGAACUUGAGGAGCUAGAGACACUAAACCAGGCUCUUAUUGUAAGGGAACGCAAGAGCAAUGAUGAACUGCAGGAAGCCCGGAAAGAGUUAAUUACUGGCCUGAAAGAAAUAUCAAACCGUGCUUCCAUUGGUGUUAAGAGGAUGGGAGAACUAGACAGUAAACCAUUUCUUGAAGCCAUGAAGAAAAAGUUUGUUGAGGAUGAAGCAGAAGUCCGAGCUUCUGAACUUUGUUCAUUGUGGAUGGAAUAUCUUAAAGAUCCUGAUUGGCAUCCUUUCAAAUUUGUUAUGGUUGAUGGGAAACAUAAGGAAGUGAUUAAUGAUGAGGACGAAAAAUUGAAAGGAUUGAGAAAGGAGAUGAGCAAUGAAGUUUACAAGGCUGUGACUGAUGCUUUGAUGGAGAUCAAUGAAUACAACCCAAGUGGAAGGUAUAUAAUCUCGGAGUUGUGGAACUAUAAAGAAGGGAAAAAGGCCACUUUGAAAGAAGGAGUCUCAUUUUUAUUGAAGCAGUGGCAAGUAGCUAAACGCAAGAGGUUUGUUUGAAGGAAACAGCCAUAUCUGGUGCUGAGAUGAUAAGCCCGAAAAUUGGGAGACGUCUCAAAUAAGAUGAGGUGGUGAAGACGAGCUGCUGUGUUGUCUCUUGGUGUCGUAUAUUUCGAGCCAUUCAUUCUGUGCAGGCUUAUUCCUUGUGUUCAGGAACUGUAUUGUAUUAACCCAGUGUAGCUAUAUCUCAGGCUAGGGAGCAAAAAUAGCUUAGGGUAGCUUAUUUGUUGUGUAAGGUAUUUAAUUUCAUGAUGUCAGAUUUGCUGCUCUUAUAGGACAGCUUGCCUGGAAUCAACUGUCCAUGUGAACUGUGAAAUUGAUGGUUUUAGGACCAAUUUGUAGGGAAGUGGUAGCCAUAAAUCUGCUUGACUAGUCGGAUUUCAAUUCUUUUCAUUUUCGAAUACAUAUAUCAUCCACUUCCGAUUUCUAA